AUGACGGCCGAGGUGCAACAGCCGCAGGGCCAGGACGAGCGGGCCGCGGCCGGGGGGCCAGCGCAGACCUGCAGUUUGCUCCUAAGCCAGCUGAAAGAGAUCACGGGCAUCCACAAUCCGCAGUUCCUCCAGGCGGCACUGAAGGCUGCAGAUGGAAACCUCAUGCAGGCGGUUGGCUUCCUCACAGAAGUCAGUGACCGAGAGUCAGAGGGAGCCCCCACUGCUUCCGACUGUGAGGGAAGGGAAAGACAGGCCACCGCUCAGGAUGAGAGCCCCCAAGAGGAUGCUGAUCUUCAGGAACCAUCUCCUUCAGAUGGCCAAGAUUUCUCAACCGGGAAGAAGGAUUUUGCUGCAACAAUGAAUGCAGCCUGCGAGCCGAGCGUAGCCGAAAACAAAAACCGUUCCAAAAGGAAACGCUGUGAAGUUUGGGGAGAGAACACCACUCAGCGUGACUGGCGGCGGGUCAGCGGAUGGCCAGUUGGGAUGAAGAACAUUGGAAACACCUGCUGGUUCAGUGCAGUCAUACAGUCUCUCUUCCAGCUGCCAGAAUUCCGGCACCUGGUGCUCAACUAUUCCCUGCCGGAAGCCAUCCUUGACAACUGCCGCAGCCGAAAUGAAAAGAGGAACAUUGCAUUCAUGCAGGAACUCCAGUAUCUCUUUGCUUUAAUGCUGGGAACACACCGCAAAUUUGUAGACCCAACGACCGCCCUUGAACUUCUGAAAGGGGCAUUCAGGUCUCCCGAGGAGCAACAGCAAGAUGUGAGCGAGUUCACCCACAAACUCCUGGACUGGCUUGAAGAUGCUUUCCAGCUGACAGUGGAUGUUGAGAAUUCCCGGGACAAAUCGGAGAACCCCAUGGUUCAACUUUUUUAUGGGACUUUUCUAACUGAAGGGGUUCACGAAGGCAAGAGGUUUUCCAAAAUCGAGACCUUUGGCCAGUAUCCCCUGCAGGUUAACGGCUACAAGAAUUUGCAUGAAUGCUUGGAAGGAGCCAUGGUGGAGAAGGAGAGCGAGUCGGACCCUUCCAAGCAGACGGUGACAUAUACGCAAGAGCGCUGGUUUACAAAGCUGCCCCCAGUGCUGACCUUUGAACUUUCCCGGUUUGAGUUCAAUCAAUCCCUCGGGCAGCCAGAGAAGAUUCACAACAAGCUAGAAUUCCCGCCAGUCAUUUACAUGGAUAGGUUCAUGUAUGGCAAUAAAGAAAUUAUUCAAGCUAAAAGAGAAGAGAUCGGGAAACUGAAAGAACAGAUGAACGUUCUACAGCAGCAGUUGGAAAAGUACCUGAGAUACGGUUCCGGCACAGACCGCUUCCCUUUGCCGGAUAUGCUGCAGUCAGUUCUUGAAUUUGCCAGGACCAAACUUUCCUGCGCAGCAACUAUGACAACAGCAGAAACGAAGGCAGAAAAAGAAUCAUCGGAAACGCAUAGCCAGCCAAGCAGGCGCCCAGGGGAGACGUCAGAUGAGCCCCUUCCUCCUCGGGCCAUCUCCGAAGAUGAGAUGAGUCUGGUCAUUUCCUGCCUGCAGCAGUGGAGGGAGGAGGUUGAGCAAGACAUGGAAGACUUGAAGACUUCCAUGCUGAGGCUUUCUGAGUCGAUGGAUCAUGUCUAUGCUGAUCCUCAACUCUGCCAGGUCCCUUAUCGCUUGCACGCUGUGUUGGUCCACGAAGGCCAGGCCAAUGCUGGCCAUUACUGGGCCUACAUCUACGGCCUGCCUCAAAAGACCUGGCUUAAGUACAACGACAUCGCCGUGACAGAAUCCUCCUGGGAAGAACUGGAAAGGGAUUCAUUUGGCGGCUUGAAAAACGCUAGCGCCUAUUGCCUCAUUUAUGUUAGUAAAAAACUACCACACUUUGCAGCAGUUUAUGAUGAUGGGCAACCAGAGAGAGAAGUAGAAGUGCUGCCUCUGGAACUUCAGCGUUACAUCGAAGAAGACAACUGGAGGGUAGAACAGGAGAUGGCUGAACUGGAAGAACAGUCCUGCAAAAUGGCCCAGAUAGAGCAAUCCUCGUCCCCUGUGGAGUCCCAGAACCUGUCUUCUGACUCAAGCCAAGAACACUCCUUCCCCUGCGAGGGUGGGCCGCAUUCGCUCUCCUCUGAGCACGCCGUGAUGGCUAAGGAGCAGACUGCCCAAGCCAUCGCCAAGACGGCCGAUGUCUACGAGAAGGAUGGCAUCCCGGCCGCUCUGGACCAGCCCAAGGAGGCAGAUCCAGAGAAGGCCCCCUCAGAGGAAGGCAGCCCCACGGCGCAGGCAGAAGAGCCCCAGGAAGCGGAGCGGAUGGAGCCUUCUGCCCCACCCAGCUCUCAAGUCUCGGAGGUGGAGAUCCCCAGUGUGGGGAAGAUCCUCGUUAGGUCAGAUGCGGACGGCUAUAACGAGGAGGUGAUGCUUAGUCCCGCCAUGCAAGGGGUGAUCCUGGCCAUUGCUAAAGCUCGUCAGACCUUUGAUCGCGAUGGGUCUGAAGCAGGGCUAGUCAAGGCAUUCCGUGAAGAAUACUCCAGACUCUACUCAUUGUCAAGAGAGACCCCAACGCCCCAGAGUGACCCCCGCCUUCAGCAUGUCUUAGUUUACUUGCUGCAGAACAGCGCCCCCAAGCAGGUGGUGGAACGGACCCUCCUGGAGCAGUUUGCAGACAGAAACCUCAGCUACGAUGAAAGGUCAAUUAGCAUUAUGAAGGUGGCACGAGAAAAGCUGAAAGGAAUUGGCCCAGAUGAGGUGGACAUGGAAGAGUACAAGAAAUGGCACGAAGACUACAGCUUGUUCCGCAAGGUGUCCGUUUAUCUCUUGACCGGGUUGGAGCUGUAUCAGAAGAACCAGUACUGCGAGGCUCUGACCUAUCUGGUGUACGCCUACGAGACCAACUCCGUCCUGCAGGCCAAAGGGCCCAGCCGGGGCGCGGACUCCGCCCUGAUCGCUCUUUACAGAAGGAAGUGCCUCUUGAGGCUGAACGACGCCGCAGCUGCCCUCUUUGAAAGCAGCAAUGGGAAGGAAGUGGACGAGGGGGUGAGCGUCUUGAACGAGCUGAUCAUCCCCUGCAUGCACCUUAUCAUGAACAACCAUGUCUCCAGAGACGACCUGGAUGCCAUUGAGGUCAUGAGGAACCGCUGGUGCGCCUACCUGGGAAAGGACGUGGGUGAGAAGCUGCAAAUGAAGCUGGGUGAAUUUCUGCCCCGCCUGCUGGAUUGUUCUCCGGAAGGAGUGGUUCUGAAGGAGCCCCCCAAGAUCCGCCCCAACUCGCCCUACGAUCUCUGCAGCCGGUUCGCAGCUGUUAUGGAGUCCAUUCACAGGGCCUCGGCGGUGGCCGUGAAAUAAGGCAGCGAGCCCUCUCGGCUUAAACCCUGGAGGCCCCUGAGCCCCCCAGGAGUGGAAUCUGGGGGGGCAGACAACUCUGGGAAGGCUCCUCGAGGAGAGGGACUGUGCUGAGAGACUCCACUGUCAGCCUGAACAGCGAUGCGGUGCAUGUCUAGGGAAGAGCUGGCAGGUGUGGGGCUCUUGGACAUGCACCAGUUGCAUGCAGGCAUGGGUUUUGGAACGCCCAAUGAGGUUCCCCGUUAAUGAUUGACUUUAGUUCCUGCAAGGAGCUUGGGAGCGUUUUUGGAAGAACUCUGCCACUUUAAACUAAGCGUUGUAUAUAGACAAUUCCAUCUUGCCGAGUUGGUGCUUUAUCUGGCCAGUGGUUUAAGGUGCUUCUUGAGAGCAUUCUGUUGUGUGGACCCCUUUAACUUUAAAGGCACCUGCCUGCCACCCGUGCUGGUCUCCCGUGUGUUGAUUUGGCACUGCUGGGCUCCAUGAACGGAUCAGCCCACGGCAGUGCAACUGAUUGUGAGGAGGACUGCGUGGAAUACUGGCGAGGGGCCCUUGACCCUCGCUGACUUUCAAGCAUAGCAAGUUCAGGCAUAAGUCAUCGCCAGGAGGUUAAAUAGCACGUGGGGCAGUUUUGGUAAAGGAACUUUAAUUGUAAACCAGGUUUACUUGCAGUGACACAAUACAUGUGUUAGCAGUCCAUCUGCUCUCUUAGGCAGCCAUUCUUAUGGGUGAACCACUUGGCAUGCAGAUGCUGCCCUGGCUGCUGGUUUAGGAACUGGCAUUUGUGCCAGGGGAGGAAGAGGAGGAGGAGGAGGACAGUAAUGCAGAACCAGCAGAAGGGAGAGAUCGGAAGCAGCUUCCUUGAACCUUCCCCCAAAUAAUUUCUUGAAUGUCAAUCACCGAAGUUUAAUUACUAGGGUAGUAUUGGCAAAGUACGCACUGAAGUCAGGAUAAAACCAAGUUGAAUAAGUCACACUUUUAAUGGUUAUAUUUUUCCUCAAGAUCUUUUAAAGCAACCUGUUUUUAUUAGAAUGCUAACAAAUUGAGAUGAAAAUACAAAUCUGAUGAGAUUUCUGGUUUCAAAGUGCAAUAAAUAUUACCCUAAAGAUA
This is a messenger RNA of Protobothrops mucrosquamatus (brown spotted pit viper), 4410 nucleotides long. RefSeq names its product ubiquitin specific peptidase 28 (gene USP28). The record is from RefSeq and is a predicted model, not a curated record. Gene Ontology annotation, biological process: protein deubiquitination; regulation of protein stability; DNA damage checkpoint signaling. The transcript is spliced from 26 exons. Gene Ontology annotation, molecular function: cysteine-type endopeptidase activity; protein binding; cysteine-type deubiquitinase activity. Gene Ontology annotation, cellular component: nucleus; cytosol. Lineage: Eukaryota; Metazoa; Chordata; Lepidosauria; Squamata; Viperidae. The coding region runs from base 1 to 3306 and encodes 1101 amino acids.